CACAAUCACUAAUUCAUUAUUGACGAAGACUUUUUCUCACGAAACAAGCCUCUGAGGGAGUUCUGUUCUGGGCAAUUAGGCUGUGGAAGAGGGUGGUGCUCCAAUUUCGUCGUUCUCGCGCAAUUCUCCGAUUCAGUUAUGAGCGAGGAAGGCAAGAACAGGGGUGUCGUCACCGAUCACCCGCGCCAGCCUUACUAUGGCACCUUUCAGGGCGUUGCCAACUAUUACCCGGCUGCUCCACCUCCACCGCCGCAGCCUCAGCCAGUGGUAGGAUUUCCUCAGCCUAUUCCUCCACCAGCAACUUACGGUGCUCAUUAUUACCAAGGAUAUCAAACUGUUCCAGGUUAUGCUGUUGCUGAAGGAAGGCCCAUAAGAGAACAUCGUCUUCCUUGUUGUGGACUUGGUCUGGGUUGGUUCUUGUUUAUAACGGGAUUCUUUCUUGGUGGCAUUCCCUGGUACGUUGGAACUAUUUUGCUGCUAUGCGUACAGAUGGAUUACCGAGAAAAGCCUGGAUUAGUUGCAUGCACAGUUGCUUCAAUCAUUGCUGUGAUAGCUGUGACUCUUGGUGUUACAAAUAAAGGUCAUGAUUGGUGAAACCAAACACGCCAAAGAACUUACUGUACAUUUCGACUUCUUCAACCUCUCUGACGCUUUCUCGCUGUUCUGAAGUCUGAACUUCACCUGUGGUUAUAUGUAAAAUUUGCUACGUUUGUUGUAAAUCGCCACGAGAAUGCAUUUUCUACAGAUUAGCAGAUGUUAAAGGCUUCGGAAACAGAAAAAAGAAUAUAUGUUGACUAUUAUAGCAGGAAGUUACACAUUAUAUAAAUGUUUAUCCAGGAAAUGCUGUCAUAUGUUUCCUUCGCUUGA
This is a messenger RNA of Neltuma alba, 867 nucleotides long. Its product is annotated as 60S ribosomal protein L18a-like protein. The transcript has 4 exons. Bases 139 to 594 code for a protein of 151 amino acids. Lineage: Eukaryota; Viridiplantae; Streptophyta; Magnoliopsida; Fabales; Fabaceae. The record is from RefSeq and is a predicted model, not a curated record.